Plasmodium gaboni is the source of this 1023-nucleotide messenger RNA. RefSeq names its product palmitoyltransferase. The annotation marks the transcript as partial. The record is from RefSeq and is a predicted model, not a curated record. The transcript is spliced from 7 exons. NCBI's taxonomy places the organism in Eukaryota, Apicomplexa, Aconoidasida, Haemosporida, Plasmodiidae. Gene Ontology annotation, molecular function: palmitoyltransferase activity.
AUGAAAGAGAAUUUAAAAGAAGAUGAUGAUUCUACAUUAGACACAUCAAAUAAUGUGAUUCUUGAAAGAACAAAUAAUGAUUCUAAAGUUGAACGAUCAUUUACAAUACAGAAUAAUAAGAAUAGGUUUGUUCGUCUUUUGCCUGUUUUCUUUAUUUUUAUUGUAUUACUAGGAAUAUAUUUAAUAUAUAUAAUGUAUCACUGUUUACCUUUAAUUUAUAAGGAUUACAAAAAGGUUUACUUGAAAUAUGACUUGAAGAGGGGGGUGAUCGACAUAGGAAUUUUUCAUUUUUGUUUAGUUAUGUAUUUAAUUAAUUAUAUUUUAUCUAUUAUAGUAUCACCUGGAUCUAUUCCAGAUACUGAAGAAUGGUGUUUAAAUGAUUUUCAAGAAAAUAAUAAUAUAAAUAUGGAGAAUAUUUUAUUAGAAAAGAAAAAAUCAGGAGAACGAAGACAUUGUAAAUGGUGUUGUAAAUAUAAACCUGAUCGAACUCAUCAUUGUCGUGUAUGUAAAACAUGUAUUUUAAAAAUGGAUCAUCAUUGUCCUUGGAUUUAUAAUUGUGUUGGUUAUAAUAAUCAUAAAUAUUUUAUGUUAUCUUUAAUAUACUGUUCAAUAACUACAGUAUUUGUAUCAAUUACCAUGUUUACCUCUGUUAGGGAUGCAAUAAAAAAUGGGGAGACACCUUUUAACGAAAUGUUUUUACUUUUAUUUGGAGAAACAUUAAAUUCGUUCUUAUCUCUUAUAGUAACAUGUUUCUUAUUCUUUCACAUAUGGCUUUUGAUUAAUGGUAUGACAACAAUCGAAUUUUGUGAGAAGCAAACGAACUACCAAAAUCAGUCCUACUCGAAAUAUUAUAAUAAAGGUUUGUAUAAGAAUUUUAAGGACGUUUUUGGAGAAUCACCUUUCUUGUGGUUUUUACCAAUAGAUAAUCGAAAAGGGGAUGGUAUUUAUUUUAUGAAAGGUUAUAUUAAAGAAUAUUCAGAAAAAUCAAUAGAAGAAAUUAUUCCAAUAAAGACAAAUAUAUAA